Molecule: messenger RNA, 1014 nt
Organism: Trichoderma breve
Lineage: Eukaryota; Fungi; Ascomycota; Sordariomycetes; Hypocreales; Hypocreaceae
Product: WD domain, g-beta repeat domain-containing protein
Exons: 3
Coding region: 1-1014 (337 amino acids)
Biological process (GO): cytoplasmic translational initiation
Cellular component (GO): eukaryotic translation initiation factor 3 complex, eIF3m; cytoplasm
Molecular function (GO): protein binding; translation initiation factor activity; RNA binding
Source: RefSeq, a predicted model, not a curated record
AUGAGACCCAUCCUUCUUUCCGGGCACGAGCGUGCUCUCACCCAGAUCAAAUAUAACCUCGACGGCGACCUCAUCUUCUCUGUCGCAAAGGACCAGCAGAUCUGUGUCUGGUUCUCUCACAAUGGCGAGCGUCUAGGAACCUACCACGGCCACGUCGGUGCCAUCUGGACCGUUGACGUCGACCCGACCUCCACCUACAUCGCCUCUGGUUCAGCCGACAACACUAUCCGCCUGUGGGAGGUCCAGACCGGCAAGUGCCUCAAGACUUGGGAGUUCCCUACCGCUGUCAAGCGCGUCGAGUUCAACGAGGAUGGCACCAAGCUGCUGGGCGUCACCGAGAAGCGUAUGGGUUACCUCAGCAACAUCGUCGUUAUCGACAUCAACCCGGAUAUCACCGCCGAGCAGACUGACGAGAAGUCCCUGACCAUUGUCUGCGACGAGAGCAAGGCCACUGUUGCUGGCUGGAGCCAGGCUAGCAAGUACAUCAUCGCCGGCCACGAGGACGGCAGUGUCAGCCAGUACGACGCCAAGACCGGUGAACUGCUGGACAACGUCCCCAUCCACGAGCUCGACAAGCCCAUCGUCGACCUGCAGUGGUCACCCGACAGGACCUACUUCAUCACUGCUUGCCGAGACAAGACUGCCAAGCUCAUCUCUGCUCGCGAUCUCGCCACCCUUAAGACAUACACGGCAGACACUCCCCUUAACAGCGCCACCAUUACCCCCAAGAAGGACUUCGUUAUCCUCGGAGGUGGUCAGGCCGCCAUGGAAGUCACCACCACUUCCAGUCGCCAGGGUAGAUUCGAGGCUCGAUUCUACCACAAGGUCUUCGAAGACGAGAUUGGCCGUGUCCGUGGCCACUUCGGUCCCCUCAACACCGUCGCCGCUGACCCUACUGGCCGCUCCUACGCUAGUGGAGGUGAGGACGGUUACGUCCGUGUCCACCACUUCGACAAGGGCUACUUCGACUUCAACUACGAGGUUGAGAGGGAGCGACUGAACCGAGACGCCUAA